UUGUAUUCCAUUAAAGUAUUUUAUUCGUUAAUUUUUUUGUUUUUUAUUUACUAAAUUAUUUAAAUAAUUAAUUUGAUUGAUAUUUCUGUACAAUUAGUUGCUACAUUGCUAUUUAAUAAUUAUCUUAUAUAAUCCUAUUUAAAAUGAAACAACUAGCUGAUGAUCGAAUGAAAAUUUUUUUUGAAAAAUUAUCCAAAUACAUUGGAGCAAACAUUAAGUUACUUAUAGAUCGUUCAGAUGGUAAGUAUUGUUUUCGUGAAAAAAAAGAUCGUGUGUAUUAUGUAUCAGAGAGAGUGUUGAAUAUGGGAUCUAUGAUGAAACCUGAUAACGUUAUAAGUAUAGGCACAUGUUUUGGAAAGUUUACCAAAUCUGGUAAAUUUAGACUUCACAUUACUUCUUUAGAUUAUUUAGCCCCGUAUGCUCAGCACAAAAUGUGGAUAAAACCAGCAGCUGAACAACAGUAUUUAUAUGGACAUAAUGUUUUAAAAUCUGGUUUAGGGCGAAUAACUGAAAGUACAACUCAAUACCAAGGUGUUAUUGUUUUUUCCAUGAGUGAUGUUCCUUUAGGUUUUGGUGUUGCUGCCAAAAGUACUACAGAAUGUAAGCAUACAGAUCCUUUGUCAGUUGUAUGUUUUAAUCAAGCGGAUAUUGGAGAAUUUAUUCGAUGUGAAGAUGAUUUAAUUUAAAAAAUACUAAAUUAAUAUUUUUUUUAAUUAUUUUAAUUAUUGAAUGAUACUUCUAUUAAUAAUAAAUGUUUUGUAUAAAGAAAAUA
This is a messenger RNA of Daktulosphaira vitifoliae (grape phylloxera), 772 nucleotides long. RefSeq names its product 60S ribosome subunit biogenesis protein NIP7 homolog. Gene Ontology annotation, cellular component: nucleolus; nucleus; preribosome, large subunit precursor. Gene Ontology annotation, biological process: ribosome assembly; ribosomal large subunit biogenesis. Gene Ontology annotation, molecular function: RNA binding. The transcript is spliced from 4 exons. The record is from RefSeq and is a predicted model, not a curated record. Bases 144 to 686 code for a protein of 180 amino acids. Lineage: Eukaryota; Metazoa; Arthropoda; Insecta; Hemiptera; Phylloxeridae.